Penicillium malachiteum is the source of this 1038-nucleotide messenger RNA. Its product is annotated as proline racemase family protein. Bases 1 to 1038 code for a protein of 345 amino acids. Lineage: Eukaryota; Fungi; Ascomycota; Eurotiomycetes; Eurotiales; Aspergillaceae. Gene Ontology annotation, molecular function: 4-hydroxyproline epimerase activity. The record is from RefSeq and is a predicted model, not a curated record. The transcript has a single exon.
AUGCCAUUUUCACGCUCUCUCACAGUCGUCGGUUGCCAUGCAGAAGGUGAAGUCGGUGAUGUCAUCACUGGCGGCGUGCUCGAUGUGCCUGGAAAAACAAUGUUCGAAAAGCUCGUUCACAUGUCGACCAAGAAAGAUCAUAUCCGUCAACUUCUUCUCAAUGAGCCCCGAGGCCGAGCAUCGAUGAAUACAAACCUUGUUCUACCACCCUGCGACCCGAGAGCAGAUGCUGGGUUCCUGAUCAUGGAAAGUGAGGAGUACGCACCAAUGUCUGGAUCAAACAUCAUCUGCACAACAACUGUACUUCUGGAAACAGGCAUGAUCCCCAUGAAGGAACCUAUCACAGAGGUAGCCCUGGAUACCGCUGCGGGACUGGUGCCCGUCACCGCAGAGUGCGAAGGAGGGAAAUGCAAAAAUGUUGAAUUCAACAACGUGCCAUCAUUUGUCCUCGAGCUUGAUUACAAAGUUCAAGUUCCAGGCCUUGGAGAGAUAUCAGUUGACAUCGCUUAUGGCGGCAUGAUGUACGUGUUGGUGGAUGCUGGGUCCGUAGGCUUGCAGGUCCACAACCAACAAUCUCGUCAAUUGGUAGAAAUCGGAGAGCGUAUUAAGCGGGCUGUUGAAGCUUCCUACACUCCAAUUCAUCCCGAGAACUCCGGUAUCACAGGAUUUAGUGUCCUAGCUUUUACAGAGCCUCUCAACUCAGAAGGAGACUGCAAGGUGUCUGUGAAUGCUGUGGUAGUUUCUCCGGGAAGAUUCGACCGUAGCCCCUGUGGCACUGGAACAUCCGCUAGACUAGCAGUGUUGCACGCACGUGGAGAAAUCAAGGAAGGAGAAAUUUUCAAACAUCGAAGUAUCUUGGGUACUGAAUUUAUCAGUCGUAUCCGUGGGACCACUCAGGUCGGACCCUACCAGGCUGUUCUCCCCACAGUUAAGGGUCGAGCUUGGAUUACAAGCUUCAAACAAGUUGUUCUUGACUCGACAGAUCCAUUCCCAGAGGGCUUCCGUGUGGGAGACCAAUGGCAUAUGCCACCAAACUAA